AUGGAUCAGCAGAUGGCACUGACUUGGGGGCUGCUCUACAUGGCCCUGGUGGCUCCCUGUUGGAGAUUUGCGGUGACAGAGGCACAAGUGCAGCCACCACCUCCCAAGGACAUCAACAUCAGCCCCUCGGGGGACCACUUCCUGCUGAAGUGGAGUAUGCCCCUUGGGGAUGCCUGGGUCCCCUGGCUGUCACAAGAGGACUUACAGUUUGAGGUGUCUUACAAGCGUCUUCAGGACUCCUGGGAGGAUGCACCCAGCCUCCACACCAGCAACUUGUGGGCCACUCUGGAGCCAAAGCUGCUCCUACCCAGCAACACCUAUGUGGCCCGUGUGCGAACCCAGCUGUCCCCAGGCUCAACCUUGUCUGGAAAGCCCAGCAGAUGGAGCCCUGAGGUGCAGUGGGAUUCCCAGCCAGGGGACAAGGCUCAGCCUCAAAACCUACAGUGCUUCUUCGAUGGCAUCCAGUCCCUCACCUGCUCCUGGGAGGUGAGGACCCUGAUGACAGCCUCUGCUUCCUUUGGGCUCUUCUACAGAUCCAUCCCAGCUGCUCCGGAGAAGGAAUGCUCCCCGGUGGUGAAGGAGCUGCAGGAUAGCCUCUAUACCCGCUACCACUGCAGUCUGACCGUGUCCAACCCCAGUGCACACAGCCAGUACACAGUCUCUGUUCAGCUGCGGAAACAAGGAAAAUUCAUCAAGAGCUAUAGACACAUCCAGAUGGACCCUCCAGCUCUCAAUGUUACUAAGGAUGGAGAUAGCUACAACCUGCGUUGGGAAACUAAGAAAAUGUCCUCUCCUGAUGUCAAGUACCAAUUUCAGGUCCAGUACAAGAGGAAAUUUGACAGCUGGGAGGCCAUCAAGACAGAGGAAGUAGAUCAUGCAAACAUAAUGGCCCUGCCUCUGCUGGAGCCAUACACCACAUACGUGGCUAGGGUGAGAGUCAAGACCCUCCCUAACUUCGAUGGGAUCUGGAGUGAGUGGAGCAAAGAGUACACCUGGACCACUGAAUGGGUGAUGCCCACAUGGGGGAUGGUCAUCAUCCUGGUCCUCCUCAUCCUCAUCUUGCUCCUGGCCUUCCGCUUUGGCUGUGUCUAUGGGUACAGGCUGUACAGGAAGUGGAAAGAGAAAAUCCCCAACCCCAGCAAGAGCCUCCUGUUCCAGGAUGGAGGUAAAGGACUCUGGUCUCCCAGCAGCAUGGCAGCCCUUGCCACUAAGAACCUUACUCUCCAGGGGCCACGGAGCAACCAUUUUGCUGAGCUACAGGGGAUGUCAUGUGCACAUUUGGGGGACAAUGAAGUGUCACCUCUCACCAUAGAGGACCCUAAAAUUGUCCGAGAUCCACCAUCCGGGCCUGACACAACUCCAGCUGCCUCAUCCGAACUCAUGGAGCAGACUUCCAAUGCCCAGCGAGUCCCACCAAUCCCUCCCGGCAGAGCUGAGAUGCAGACACCCAGCUUUGACUUCAAUGGUCCCUAUCUGGGGCCUCUCCAGACCCACUCCCUGCCUGAUCUCCCAGGCCAGCUGGUGCACCCCCAGACGGGUGGGAGCCUGAAGCCAGCACUGCCAGGCUCCCUGGAGUACCUGUGCCUGCCUCCUGGGGGACAAGUGAGGCUGGUCCCCCUGUCCCAGGCCAUGGGCCAGGGCCCGGGUGUGGAUGCAGAGUGUGAGCCUAGCCUGGGAACCACGGAGAGCCCUUCCAUGGAACCGAGGGACAGCCCCUCACUUGAGCUGAGGGUGGAGGAACAAGGGCCAAAGGACAAUCUAGUGACUCUGCCCAUAAGCUCUGGGGGCCCUGAGGAGCCUGUGGUGGCCUCUGGUUAUGUCACUCCUGCAGAUCUGGUGCUCACCCUGCCCACAGGGCCCAUGCCUCUCUCUCUGCGCUCCUCUCUAGGGUUCCCCUCAGCUCAGAGACCCAGUCUCUGUCUCAGACUGCCUGGGGUCCCUCCUGGAAGCCCAGGUCUUCCAACACCAGAAGUUGAUGACUAUGUGGAGCUCCCGCCAAACAUGAGCCAGCCCCGCCAGUCCCCUCUGGGCAGUCCUGUCCCUCCUGUGCCAAGCAGCCCCACAGUGAGCCUAGGAGAGCAGAGGGAGGAGGUAUCCCCAGCGUCCCCACACCCUGAAGGUCUCCUUGUUCUUCAGCAGGUGGGGGACUACUGCUUCCUCCCCGGCCUGGGGCCCGGCUCUCUCUCUCCACAUAGCAAACCACCUUCUCCAGGCCUGUGUCCUGAGAUUGUGGACCUAGACCAGGAUCUGUCUGUCAAGAAGCCUCCUUGCCAGCCCAUGCCCCAGGUGCCAGCCAUUCAGUUUUUCAAGUCCCUGAAGCAUCAGGACUACCUGUCACUGCCCCCUUGGGACAGCAGCCAGCCUGGGAAAGUAUGCUGAGGCCACUCCCUCCCAGUCUCACCAGCAGCCCUGCACCUCAGCCUGUGGACCUCAGCCUGACAUCUCCUCAGAAGCCCAGAUGCUCCCUGGAUGAGAUGUAGUCUUCCCUGCUCUCAGCCCUGACCUUCAGCAAUACCUGCCCCCACUCAG
This is a messenger RNA of Cricetulus griseus (Chinese hamster), 2529 nucleotides long. The record is from RefSeq and is a predicted model, not a curated record. Lineage: Eukaryota; Metazoa; Chordata; Mammalia; Rodentia; Cricetidae.